Messenger RNA from Meira miltonrushii, 486 nucleotides. Its product is annotated as glutathione peroxidase. The record is from RefSeq and is a predicted model, not a curated record. Bases 1 to 486 code for a protein of 161 amino acids. Lineage: Eukaryota; Fungi; Basidiomycota; Exobasidiomycetes; Exobasidiales; Brachybasidiaceae. The transcript has 2 exons. Gene Ontology annotation, molecular function: glutathione peroxidase activity. Gene Ontology annotation, biological process: response to oxidative stress.
AUGGUCUCUUUCUACGAAUUAAAAGCUGAAAAACCAAAAGGUCAAGAAUACACCUUUGAUCAAUUAAAGGGAAAAGUUGUCCUUGUCGUAAACACUGCUUCAAAAUGUGGUUUCACACCUCAAUUCGAAGAAUUGGAAAAGCUACACAAAGAAUACGCUGAGAAAGGUUUGGUAGUAUUGGGCUUCCCAUGCAAUCAAUUCGCCAAUCAAGAUCCAGCAGAUGAUGAAGGCAUUGGUGCAUUCUGUCAAAAGAACUACGGUGUUUCUUUUGACGUUAUGGCAAAAAGUGACGUAAACGGAGGAAAUACAAAUGAAGUUUUCAAAUUCCUCAAAGCUGCUAAACCUGGUUUACUCGGUACACAAGGUAUCAAGUGGAACUUUACCAAAUUCUUGAUUGCAAAAGACGGUACCGUUGUGGAAAGAUAUGCUCCUACCGUCAAACCUUCGUCAAUUGAACCAAAAGUCAAAGAACUCUUGGGUGCCUAA